AAAUUGAGGCCUUUUAAGGAGCUUGGCUUCUUUGUCCAAUUAACUUGGUUUCAAAGGGCAAGAGAAACCAAGAAAUCAAGAAACCAUCAAACUUCAAAGCUUUCCACUCAUUUCUCAUUGCUUUUAGAAGCUCUUAAACUGCUAUAAAAGCCAUUCAUCUCUCUCUCUUUCUUGCCUCACAUACCCAGAAACUUUUACGCCACCUUUUUAUUCUCUCUCUCUUUUCCCAAACUCUUUCUACAAAGAAGCUGAAACGGGGAGAGAAAUAAUCAGUGAGAUGGCGAGAAACGAAUGGAUUAAUGGGUAUUUGGAGGCGAUUUUGGACGUGGGAAGUAACCUAAAGAAAACGUUUGAUGGGAAACUGAGUGUUUCAAAGAUUGAAGAAAAAGAUCAUAAGGAAGACAAGUUAUUUAGUCCCACAAAAUACUUCGUUGAAGAAGUUGUUAAUAGCUUUGAUGAGACUGACCUCCACAGAACUUGGAUUAAGGUAAUAGCAACAAGGAAUACCCGUGAUCGCAGUAAUAGGCUUGAGAAUAUGUGCUGGCGUAUUUGGCAUCUCGCUCGCAAAAAGAAACAGAUAGCAUGGGACGAUGCAAAAAAGCUAGCAAAACGGCGUAUAGAACGAGAACAAGGCCGUAAUGAUGCUGCAGAUGACCUUUCUGAGCUCUCAGAAGGUGAGAAGGAGAAGAGUGAUACCAAUGUCUCAGAAUCGACCAAGGAUUUUUCCAGGAUCAACUCUGUUAUGCAUCUUUGGUCAGAGGAUGAUAAGUCUAGGAGACUUUACAUUGUCCUCAUCAGUAUUCAUGGGUUGAUACGGGGAGAAAAUAUGGAACUUGGAAGAGAUUCUGAUACUGGUGGUCAGGUGAAAUAUGUUGUUGAACUUGCUCGAGCACUGGCCAACACAAAAGGGGUCCAUCGUGUUGAUCUCUUAACUAGACAAAUCACCUCACCAGAUGUAGACUUUAGCUAUGGUGAGCCCAUCGAGAUGAUAUCAUGCCCAUCUGAUGGAAGUGGUAGCUGUGGAGCCUACAUUAUUCGCCUACCUUGUGGGCCUCGUGAUAAGUACAUACCAAAAGAGUCACUUUGGCCUUAUAUACCUGAAUUUGUCGAUGGGGCUCUAAACCAUGUAGUGAACAUGGCAAGAGCUCUAGGUGAACAAGUGGGUGGGGGAAAGCCAACAUGGCCUUAUGUGAUUCAUGGCCACUAUGCUGAUGCUGGAGAGGUGGCAACUCAUUUAUCCGGGGCCUUGAACGUGCCGAUGGUGCUAACAGGUCACUCAUUGGGUCGGAACAAGUUUGAGCAAUUGCUUAAACAAGGGAGGCUUUCUAGGGAGGACAUAAAUUCAACCUAUAAAAUUAUGAGGAGGAUUGAAGCUGAGGAACUGAGUCUGGAUGCGGCUGAAAUGGUGGUGACUAGCACAAGGCAAGAGAUUGAAGAGCAAUGGGGAUUGUACGACGGCUUCGAUCUCAAGCUCGAGAGGAAGCUUAGGGUUAGGAGACGGCGUGGAGUGAGUUGCCAUGGACGAAACAUGCCAAGGAUGGUGGUUAUACCACCGGGAAUGGACUUCAGCUAUGUCACAACUCAAGAUUCAUUGGAAGGUGAUGGUGAUCUAAAGUCAUUGCUUGGCCCUGACAGAUCCAAUCAAAGCAAAAGGAAUCUACCUCCAAUAUGGUCAGAGGUCAUGAGAUUUUUCACAAACCCUCACAAACCCAUGAUACUUGCAUUGUCACGUCCUGACCCCAAGAAAAAUGUCACCACAUUGCUCAAGGCUUUUGGGGAAUGCCAACAACUCCGAGAGCUAGCUAACUUGACGCUGAUACUCGGCAACAGAGACGACAUUGAAGAAAUGCCUAAUAGCAGCUCAGUUGUUCUCACAACAGUACUCAAGCUCAUUGACAAGUAUGAUAUGUACGGCCAGGUUGCCUAUCCCAAGCAUCACAAGCAAUCAGAAGUUCCUGAUAUUUAUCGUCUGGCUGCAAAAACAAAGGGAGUUUUCAUCAACCCAGCUCUCGUGGAACCUUUUGGUCUCACACUCAUUGAGGCAACUGCUUAUGGUUUACCAGUGGUCGCCACCAAAAACGGAGGGCCUGUUGAUAUUCUGAAGGUAUUAAAUAAUGGCCUCCUAGUUGACCCACAUGAUCAGAAAGCCCUAUCAGAUGCGCUACUAAAGCUUGUUGCAGACAAAAACCUUUGGCUUGAAUGCCGGAAGAAUGGCCUAAAGAAUAUCCACCAUUUUUCAUGGCCAGAACAUUGCCGUAACUACCUCUCACAUGUUGAUCACUGUCGGAAUCACCACCCCACUGCUCGUCUUGAGAUAAUGCCAAUUCCUGAAGAACCGAUGAGUGACUCUUUGAAGGAAGUGGAGGACCUUUCUUUGAGAUUCUCCAUAGAAGGAGACACAAAGAUCAAUGGAGAACUUGAUGCUGCAACCAGGCAAAAGGAACUCAUUGAAGCCAUAACCAGAAUGGCUUCCUCUAAGGGUAAUAAUCCCAGUGCCAAUUACUACCCUGGUAGACGGCAGUGGCUAUUUGUAAUAGCCACAGAUUGUUAUAAUAGCACUGGGGAUUGCACUGAAACCUUGUCGGCAACUAUCAAGAAUGUUAUGAAAGCUGCAAGCUCAGGUAUAGGCUUGGGUCGGAUAGGCUUUGUAUUAUCAACCAGUUUGAAUUUACAAGAGACCAUAGAAGCCUUGAAAUGCUGCCAAGUAAAUAUAGAAGACUUUGAUGCAUUGGUGUGUAAAAGUGGAAGUGAAAUGUAUUACCCAUGGAGAGAUAUGGUUGCUGAUGUGGACUAUGAAUCCCACGUGGAGUACAGAUGGCCUGGUGACAAUGUUAGGUCUAUGGUGACAAGGCUUGCCAGGAUAGAAGGUGAGGCUGAGGAUGACAUCAUGGAGUAUGUGAGUGCAGGGAGCUCUAGGUGCUACUCUUAUAGUGUGAAACCAGGAGCCAAGACCCGUAAGAUAGAUGACCUCCACCAGAGGCUACGGAUGAGAGGCUUCCGAUGCAACCUUGUCUACACACGUGCCGCAUCAAGGUUAAAUGUGGUGCCAUUGUUUGCAUCAAGAAUUCAAGCACUAAGGUACCUUUCAAUUAUAUGGGGAAUUGACCUUUCCAAAGUGGCAGUGUUUGUGGGGGAAAAGGGGGAUACAGAUUAUGAAGACCUGCUUGCUGGCCUCCACAAGACCAUUAUUCUAAGAGGCUCUGUGGAGCAUGGCAGUGAGAAGCUUCUUCGCAGUGAAGACAGUUUUAAAAGAGAAGAUGCAGUUCCACAAGAUAGCCCUAAUAUCACCUUUAUAGAGGAGAGUUAUGAAGCCCAUGACAUCUCAGCAUCCUUAGAAGCUGUGGGGAUCAAGUGAAUAAAUUUUCCCUUUGUAUCUCCCUUCUCAAAGGAUUAUUGUUACUACUAUCGGCUUUAGGGCCUUUUGAAGCAUACAGUUAUAUAGAUAACCCAAAGGCAAGAAUGUAGAUAUAGUAUGCAAGAAGAAUAUAAAUAUCAACUUCUUGUGAAAAUUCCAAAUUUGUAUUAAGAAUAAGCAUCUAAGCUUUUCAGAAAUUUCAUCAUCUUGUUCAUUUGACAUGAUCAUUAUUUGAUUCA
Molecule: messenger RNA, 3594 nt
Organism: Quercus lobata
Lineage: Eukaryota; Viridiplantae; Streptophyta; Magnoliopsida; Fagales; Fagaceae
Gene: ATSPS4F
Product: Sucrose-phosphate synthase family protein
Exons: 14
Coding region: 278-3355 (1025 amino acids)
Biological process (GO): sucrose metabolic process
Molecular function (GO): sucrose-phosphate synthase activity; sucrose synthase activity
Source: RefSeq, a predicted model, not a curated record